CUCCAUUCUUCUCCCUGGGGUUGACAUUCCAGGCAAGAGAAUGGGUCAGUGUUUAAGUCACUCCAUGAAGAAAAAGGACCUGGAAGAAUAUCAGGUGAGCAGAGGGACAAAGAAUCCCCAAACCCUCCUGUUGGUGGCUUAGGGCCCUCGUAUCUACAGGACCGCCUCUCCUGGUCUGCCCCACAGAGGACCUUAAGGUCCAUGAAUAAUCAUAGUUGAGAGGUCCCUCAUAUUUGUGGGACUGCCUCUCCUGGUGUGCCCUGCAGAGGACCUUUGGUGUUGUUGAGUCAUUUAGUCGUGUCCGCCUCUUUGUGACCCCCCUGGACCAGGGCACACCAGGCACUCCUGUCUUCCACUGCCUCCCGCAGUUGGGUCAAACUCAUGCUGGUAGCUUCGAAAACACUGUCCCACCAUCUCGUUCUCUGUCGUCCCCUUCUCCUUGUGCCCUCCAUCUUUCCCAGCAUCAGGGUCUUUUCCAGAGAGUCUUCUCUUCUCAUAAGGUGGCCAAAGUCUUGGAGCCUCAGCUUCAGGAUCUGUCCUUCCAGUGAGCACUCAGGGCUGGUUUCCUUAAGAAUGGAUCGGUUUGAUCUUCUUGCAGUCCAUGGGACUCUCUCUUUUUUCUUUUUAAACGAUAUUUAUUAAGAAUUUUAAAAUUACAAGAAAAACAAAAAGAAAAAGAAAGAGAAAAAAUAAAAGAAAAACAAACCACAAUCAAGCAAUACAAAUUGAUAAAAACCAAAAUCAAAAAGUAACAACAAAACACGUAACACAAGACAAUCAAAAAGCAAAAAUAAACCACAAAAAUUUAAAAACAAAUCCAAUAUUCCAAAAUCCUUAACUGUCAUUGCCUUAUUUCAUCGACCUCCUCACUCCUCCCCUUUUUGUAUCCUAGUUGUUAAUUAUCACAGCAAAUCCUUUCCAUUUUUCAUAAUAUUCUGUCAUUAAAUUACCUUAAUCUAUUUUAACCUUAUCUUACUAUAAAAGACCCUAAAACUUAAAACUUAGAUCUUAUUUAUACCAGUUUCUCAUAACCAUAACAUAUUCUUACAUAAUUCUUUUAACAUUUUUGCUAAAGCCAAAUGAUUUCGUUCCAACAUUUUUCUAACAUUCAACAAUUUUAUAAAACAAUCCUAAUAUUUUUUUUUUUAAAAAAAAACUUUCUUCCAAUCUUCAUCCAGCAUCCCUUCCUCCUGGUCCCGGGUUUUGUCAGUCCUUUCUAUCCCAUCAAUCUAGCUCAUUAACCUGGUAAUCUUAUGUCCGAGGCCCUUAAGUCUCUUCCAUGUCCCUUCCGCAGCUCUUCUUCAUAUUUAUACCUGUACUUUACUUUGUCUCCUGCUCCUUUCACUCGUGGAAACUCCAGCUUGACAGUGUUUUUGACCCUUCUCGACAAAUCAGCCCCUUUUCCAUAGUCCACACUAAACUCCAUGUGGUAUUUAAAAACAUGUUUCAAAAUCCCUCCAGAAUUAAGAGCCCCCACAACCCCAAACAUCUCACAGCCCAUUGCCAGACUUGGAAAGUCAAAACAUCCCUGCAUAGGGGGGUCUAUCCAACCCCCCGUUUCCAAACCAAACAAAACUCUAUCUCUCCAAGCCUGGCUUUUUCCAAGUUCAUUUGUCAAAUCCAACAACUCAUGUUCCUGCUGGGCCACAGCUCCCUCCAUCUCUGGCACCCAAGGUCCAGCAACAUCCUCUUCCCUCAUCUGAUCUGUCAGAGCACACUCCUGAUUUGAUUCCUGGGUGGGUUCUAUAUAGUUACCCACUACCUGUCCAAAAUUUCUGAUCGCAACAGUCAUCAAGUCCGUCUUCUCAUGUAACUGUUCCAAUAGGGCACUUGUUUUGCAGAAAGCACGCACCAGAGCUUCUGAAUACAUUGUUAUACAAGGUCAGAAGUCUGUUCCCACGAUCGUAAUCUGUUGCAGCUGCAGAGCUCCCCGAUUUAGAUUUAGUAACAGUUUCACAGGCUCCGUCUAGGGGAAGAACUUCUAUUUGAUCUUUUCUUUUAAAAGUAGAUCUAGCAACAAAGUUUCCUUUUUCAGAUAUUUUGUCAAUAUUUGUUCCUUUAAAAUGCGAAGGAGAACGAUGGAAUCACUAUGUUUCUCUUCUUUUAACUGUCUGUCAAAGACGUUUGUCUAUGGUCAAUGAACUUCCCAAAGAACGUAAGUCCUGACACCCCGCUCCCAGGUCCGAGACGGUGGAAAAUUACUUUUCUUUACACUCUCUUCUGCAGGUUUAACCAGUCCGGAAAAAAUCCCCCCUCUUCUCCUGCUUCCGAAGGGGGUUCAACAAUUUUAAAUGAUGAAAGUUAAUCCUUUACAAACGAUUUUCUGAACUCUAGUUUGCCAUGUCUUUGCUUUAAUCUAUCUACAAGAAACGGAAGGCUGACUUCCUGUUUAGACCUUCCCGUUUCAGUGUCAAAUUGAGAAGAAUUUCUUAGUCCAAUUUUCCUUUCUACUCGCAGGUCAUUAUUUAAAGUCCAAUUGUUCGAAAUUGAGCUACUCACGGGUAAUUGUUUUAAAAGCCAAAUUGUCCCAGGAAAAAGGCAGCGCUCUCCGGCAACGGCUAUGCGGCUUCGCUCCACGGAAGAAGCAGUUGACUCUCAGCACCGCGCCACUUGCCCCUCUUCGCUCCGGAGCCCGUAACUGGGUUCCUUUACGAGUUGGGGGGGCGCGAAAGGUGCCCGCCGAGUCGCAGUCCAUGGGACUUUCAAGUGUCUCCCCCAGCACCAUAAUUCAAAAGCAUCCAUUCUUCGGCGAUCAGCCUUCUUUAUGGACCAGCUCUCACUUCCAUACAUCACUACUGGGAAAAUCAGAGCUUUAACCAUAUGGACCGCCUCUCCUGGUUUGCCCUGCAGAGGACCUUAAGGUCCAUGAAUAAUCAUAGUUUAUAGGUCCUGGGCUCUAAGGAAGUCAGACUAUCCUCCACCAGGGCCAGGGCCUUCUCAGUGAUGGCUCCGACCUGGUGGAACACUCUGUCCCAUGAGACCAGGGCCCUGCAGGAUUUAACCUCCUUCCACAAGGCCUGUAAGACAAAGCUAUUCUGCCUGGCUUUUAAUUUGAAUUCAGCCUGAUCUUUUAUUUCCCUUCUCUUCUCUUCCCUCCCCCUCCCCUUUUAUGAAGAUCACCCGCUCUGAGACGCCACAGCUAAUUCUCCCCUGGUCUCCUCGCUGGCCCAAGUAGGACUAAUUCAGCCAGCUAGCCCUGGGGAUUAUCUAAUGCUUAUUUCCCCUAACUUGAUUUUUGAAUUUUAUUGUUAUUCAUGUUUUUAUUCUGUAUUUUAUGCUGUUUUUAUAAUUAAGUGUUUUAAAUUUGUUGUUAGCCACCCUGAGCCCGGUUUUUGAACCGGGAAGGGUGGGGUAUAAAAAUAAAUUAUUAUUAUUAUUACUUAUUAUUGUCACUUGUCCCAGACAGAUAUUUGGUGUUGUCCGUGAAGCAAAACAACACCCCUGUGGUCUGCGUUGUUAUAUUUGAUCCGCUAUCAUAUUUGUAUACAUGGCUCCCUUCCUCUCCAGUUUAUCCUCACAACGAUCCUGUGAGGACGAAAGAGGCAGUGACUGGCCCUAUGAGCUUCCUGUUUGAAUGGGGACAUGCACCCUGGUCUCCCAGGUCUCUAACUGCUAUGCCACACUGCUUAUGCCGGCCACGAUCCUGGCCAAAAGCAAAGGAUCGCACCCUAUGUCUGGCAGGAUAGGUCCUGUCUGUGAGUGUGGGUCACAUCCAGGCCUUUGAGCAACCUUCCCCAAGAUGGUGCCCUCCAGGCAUUUCGGACCACCACUCCCAUCAGUGGUGUGGCAUAGUGGUUAGAGACUGUGAUCGGAUGGGAGUGAGUGGUGGUCAUAGCUGUCAAUUUACAGAUUUGAAAAUAAGGGACCAGCAGCCUCGAAAAUAAGGGAUCAGCAGCCAAAAUAAGGGAUUUUCCGGGCACAGGUAUGUUCGACUUCUGAGCCCCUCCGAGCCAAAGGCAGAAAGCCCAUCCAGCAGCCAAACAAAGCCUCAAGUGGUGGUUCCCACAGCGCAGCAACCCGGCAAAGGGGAUGCAGCAAGGAAAACCACCGUCUCCUCUCCGCUGGGAAGCGCUGAGCAAAGGCGAGUCCCCAGGCAACGCAGCCGAUUUGAUCGGCACAAGGCAUGCAAGCUCCACCCCCCAGUCGUUCUUAGACUCCUUAUUGGGUGAGCAAUGCAGCCUAGCAACACAGUUGGAGCCUCCCUCCUCCCUGGCCGGCAGGGAGGGAGGGAGAGGAGCUGCUUCCUUUGAAACCCGGGAAAUUUAAGGGACAUCAUCAGUAAGGGACAGCAGCGGGACACGGCGCUGGGAUAAGGGACUUUCCCGCCAAAUAAGGGACGGUUGACAGCUAUGGUGGUGGUCCAUAAAUGUCUGAUUUAUGGGGACAGCUGACUGCCAUCCCCAUGGCAACAGCAACAUGGAUGUUUUCUUGCUUUCCUUGACACCUUGCGGAAGAUGUGCACGCUACCUUGCACCACCUGACUUUUCGCUCACUCUUCAACAGAGACCCUUCAAGUCCCUCCAAGCAAUAUCUACAGAUCUUGCUUGUUGGUGCUUUAGUUGAGAUUCCUGCAUUUGCAGCAGGUUGGACUAGAUGAUCCUGUGGGUUCCUCCACAGUUCAAUGAUUCUAUUUUAACUCCCCUGAAAAAUGUUCGGGAGUAUUGAUCUCAGAAAAGCCCCUAAAUUAGUCUCACAUUUGUCUUGGGGGUGGGGAAUGAGGCAGUUUCCACCAAUUAAUCACCUUAGCUGAUUAGUCAGCUGCCUUAAUUGGUUAAUUCAUUGCCUGUGUGUAAUUAAGCUUGCAGGCUGUGAAAACUUCAGUGUAGGCUCCCUUCUGAGAUAUUCAAGGAAGUGUGAAUUGAUGUACUGGCCAAUAAACCAAAGCUAUCACUCAGAGUUGGAAAGAAAGCACUGUCUAGUAUUUCCUUUCUCAUUCUUUAACACAGAAAAAAAAACCACCAGGACAUAGCAGCCUUAAAAAUAUUAAAAGCAAAGGUAAGCCAUCCUGGUCCAAAUUUAAAACAAUUCCAAAAUCCACUGCAGGGUAAUGCAGUUAUUGUCAUUUUGGUUGAUCCCAAUGCAAGCCAUGACUCAAUUCUGGAGUUUUAAACAUUGCAUUUUAUCUCAGCUCUGCAACCAUUGGGAAUUUUUUUUUACACUAGAUAUUCAUCAUUCUCGAAUGAAGAAAGUUUGCAGCAUUUGAGACUUUAGAGAAAAGGCGAGUAAGAAGGAGACAUGAUAGAAGUUCAUAAAAUUAGGCAUGGCAUGGAGGGAGUGGAUAGAUAAAAAAUUCUCCCAUAGCACUUGGAACUUGUAGACACUCAGUGAAGCUGAAUGUUGAAAGGUUCAGGACAGAUACAGUCGUACCUUGGUUCCUGAACGCUGCAAACCCGGAAGUGUCUGUUCCGGUUUGCGAACGUUCUUUGGAACCCGAACGUCCGACGGGGCUUCUGAUUGGCUGCAGGAGCUUCCUGCAGCCAGUCAGAAGACGUGCUUUGGUUUCCAAAUGUUUUGGAAGUGAGCGGACUUCCAGAACGGAUUCUGUUUGACUUCCAAGGUACGACUGUAAAAGGAAGGACUUAUUCAUGGCAUGUGGAGUUAAAUGAUGGAGCUUGCUGCCACUGGAGGCGGGGAUGACCACCAACCUAGAUGGUAAUAAUACUAAUACUAAUACUAAUACUAAUACUAAUACUAAUGAUACUACAGUGGUACCUUGGGUUACAUACGCUUCAGGUUACAGACUCCGCUAACUCAGAAAUAGUACCUCGGGUUAAGAACUUUGCUUCAGGAUGAGAACAGAAAUCGUGCUCCGGCGUUGCGGCGGCAGCGGGAGGCCUCAUUAGCUAAAGUGAUGCUUCAGGUUAAGAACAGUUUCAGGUUAAGAACGGACCUCUGGAAUGAAUUAAGUACUUAACACGAGGUACCACUGUAAUAAUAUUUAUACCACUCCCAUCUAGCUGGGUUUCCCCAGCCACCCUGGGCAGCUCCCAACGAUUAUUAAAAACACAUUAAACCGACAAACAUUAAAAACUUCCCUAUAGCUUCAGAUGUCUUCUAAAAGUCAGGUAGUUGUUUAUUUCCUUGACAUCUGGUGGGAGGGCGUUCCACAGAGCGGGCGCCACCACCAAGAAGGCCCUCUGCCUGGUUCCCUGUAAUCUCACUUCUCGCAAUGAGGGAACUGCCAGAAAGCCCUCAGAGCUGGACCUUAGUGUCCAGGCAGAACGAUGGGGGUGGAGAUGACUACUAGCCACGAUGUCUAAGCCCUGGAUCCACAGCUGAAGGCAGCAAUGCUUUGAAAUCCCACCCACUCUGAAGACUUCGGCAGGUAUCCCAUCAGGUCCUCUGGCUUGGUUGUUUUUCAUUUGGUUAAUAGCUGUACACAACUCUCAUUGUUAAAACUGGCCUAGGACCCUCGUACCUACAGGACCGCCUCUCCUGGUAUGUCCCACGGAUGACCUUACAGUCUUCAAACAAAAACAUCUUGGAGGUCCCGGGCCACAGAGAGGUUAGGCUGGCCUCAACCAGAGCCAGGGCUUUUUCGGCUGUGGCCCCGAUCUGGUGGAAUGCUCUGUCCCAAGAGACUAGGGCCCUGCGGGACUUGACAUCUUUCCGCAGAGCCUGCAAGACAGAGCUGCUCCACCAGGCCUUUGACAAUCCUCACAGAACUCUAGCCGAAUGGUUGCCAUUAAUUUGAUUUUGAAUUGAUUUUAGAAUGAAUUGAUUUUAGAAUGCUGUGUCACUUUUAUUGUUGUUAGCCGCUCUGAGCCCGGCUUCGGCUGGGGAGGGCGGGAUAUAAAUAAAUUAUUAUUAUUAUUAUUAUUAUUACUACUACUAUUAUGAAAGACAGUCUUACUGGGCUACAAGUGAUUGCCAAAGAAGAAGAGGAGGAGGAGGAGGAGGAGGAGGAGGAGGAGGAGGAGGAGGAGGAAGCUGCUUCUAAAUAUAGUGGUACCUCAGGUUAAGUACUUAAUUUGUUCUGGAGGUCCGUACUUAACCUGAAACUGUUCUUAACCUGAAGCACCACUUUAGCUAAUGGGGCCUCCUGCUGCUGCUGCACUGCCGGAGCAAGAUUUCUGUUCUCAUCCUGAAGCAAAGUUCUUAACCUGAAGCACUAUUUCUGGGUUAGUGGAGUCUGUAACCUGAAGCGUAUGUAACCUGAGGUACCACUGUACCUGUAGCUAGAAAUCACUGAAGAGGAGGGUGCUCUUAUGCUCGAAUCCUGCUUUUGGGUUUCCCAUUGAGGGAUGCGGCUGGCCAUUGUGAGAACAGAAUUCUCUUGUCACCUUCUUAUGUUCUUGCGAUGUGGAUUUUAUAACAUGAGCUGGGUGCUCAUGUAAAGACAUGAACAGUAUUUUCUGCUCCUUCAGUAUUUCUGCACCUACUGUACAAUUCCUAAUAAAAAGUCCAAUAUAUGGUUCAUGGUGUUGCAUUAUCUCUCCCGCAGGUGCUGACAUUUCUUACCAAGGGGGAGAUCCUACGGUGAGUGCAUCUCUGUUUUGGCUCCUAGCUGCUCUCCGGUCCUGCUAUUUAUGUACAGGCAUCUUGAGUUCACCCCAUACAUUUAAACAGUGAUGACUUUCCCCAAAGAAUCCCGAGAAUUGUAGUUUGUUAAGGGUACUGAGAGUUGUUAAAAAGGUAAAGGACCCCUGACUGUUAAGUCCAGUCGCAAACGAUUCUGAGGUUGCAGCACUCAUCUCGCUUUAUUGGCCGAGGGAGCCGGCGUACAGCUUCCGGGUCAUGUGGCCAGCAGGACUAAGCCACUUCUGGUGAACCAGAGCAGCGCAUAGAAACACCGUUUACCUUCCCGCCGGAGCGGUACCUAUUUAUCUACUUGCACUUUGACGUGCUUUUGAACUGCUAGGUUGGCAGGAGCUGGGACCGAGCAACGGGAGCUCACCCCGUCACGGGGAUUCGAACCGCCGACCUUCUGAUCGGCAGGUACUAGGCUCUGUGGUUUAACCCACAGCGCCACCCGCGACCCUUAUCCCUCUUGCAGAGCUUUUUUUAAAAAUACUAAUUUUUAUUUGGUUUUACAAAUUAAUGUUUACAUUCCAAAUCACAAAUAAAAACAGACACACAAGAUUCUCUUGAAUCUUUUGACUUCCCUCCACCACUCCAUGGGUUCAGUACUUGUCCUUUUUUAUAUGUCACUCCAAUUAUUUGAUUGUCCAUUAUAUCCAAAGUCCUUGUUACAUUACAAGUGUUAUUUGAGUCCUCCUAAAAAGUGGGCUUCCCAGAGGCAUCCGGUUGGGCCACUGUGAGAACAGGAUGCUAUAUUAGAUGGGCAACUGGCCUGAUCCAACAGGCUCUUCUUAAGCUAUUAUGGUACAGUGGUACCUUGGUUCUGGAAGUCCGUUCCAAAACCAAAGCGUUCCAAAACCAAGGCGUGCUUUCCCAUAGAAAGUAAGGCACAAUGGAUUAAUCCUUUCCAUUUUAAAACAACCCCUCAAACAGCAAUGCAACAUGAAUUUUACAAUCUAACGAGACCAUUGAUCCAUAAAAUGAAAGCGAUAAACAGUGUACUGCAGUCACACCAUCAAUCAAUCAAUCAAUCAGUAGCAGAACUGGGUUCCACACAGUCACAAAAAGAGCUGCAAAAACAAAAACGCAAAAUAAAUAUCAAAUAACAAUCAAAGCAGAAGUGUAGCACUCAAAUUGGAAGUGCAACACUAAAAAUGGAGCACAUUCAGCUUCUGAAAAAAGCUCACAAACCGGAACACUUACUUCUGGGUUUGCAGUGUUUUGGUUCCAAGUUGUUUGAGAACCAAGGUACCACUGUAUUUUCUUAAGGAGCCUUGAUGGUGCAAGCCCAGCCCAGCCAACAGCCUGCCCUUUUCCUUCGCUUUCAGAAUCUAUGAUGCUUUCUGCAGUGACUGCCCUCAAGGAAAGGACUAUAGACAGGAGAAACUCACCUCAGAUCAGGUCUCCACCUGGCCCCAGCUGAAGGUAAGCCUGCCAGCGAGAUGGGAGUGUGACCUUCCCAGAGUGGUGUAGUGGUUAAGAGCGGUGGACUCGUAAUCUGGUGAACCGGGUUCGCUUCCCUGCUCCUCCACCUGCAGCUACUGGGUGACCUUGGGCCAGUCACACUUCUCUGAAGUCUCUCAGCCCCACUCACCCCACAGAGUGUUUGUUGUGGGGCAGGAAGGGAAAGGAGAAUGUUAGCCGCUUUGAGACUCCUUAGGGUAGUGAUAAAGCGGGAUAUCAAAUCAGAUGUCAAGGAAAUAAACAAUUAUCGUAUUUUUCGCACCGGCCCAUAGGACGCACCUAGUUUUUUGGGGGGGAAAUAAAGAAAAAAAAAUUAUUUCCCCUCCCCCCAGGUGCGGGGCUGGGGCGGGGGAAGCCCGAGCUUCCCCCGACCCCAGCCCCCAGAACAGGCUGCUAUCCCACGUAGAGCUAGCGUAGAGCUGCGCGAAGCCCGAAGCUUGGGGCGUGCUGAGCUCAGCGAGCCCCAAGCUUCUGGGUGCUGGCAAGCUCUCCGCUAGCCGUGGGAGAGCUGCGUCUCCCACGGCUAGUGGAUAGCUUCCUGAAGCCUGGAGAGCGAGAGGAGUCGAUGCGCACAGACCCCCCUCGCUCUCCAGGCUUCAGCCUCAUUUUUGGAGGGGAAAAUGUGCGUCCUAAAGGGCGAAAAAUACGGUACCUGACAUUUAGAAGACAUCUGAAGGCAGCCCUGUUCAGGGAAGUUUUUAAUGUGUGACAUUUUAAUGUAUUUUUAAUCUUUGUUGGAAGCCACCCAGAGUGGUGGGGAAACCCAGCCAGAUGGGCGGGGUACAAAUAAUAAAUUAUAAUAAUAUUAUUAUUAUUGAAUCCCAGACAUUAUGCAAUGUUUGCAUUGGUUACAAAGCCUUUUCACUUGCUGCCUCCCAACCCAAGCGCUCAUGUACAAACUCCAACUUCCUUCAAAAAUCCAACACUUUUAAUUAACUUGAAGCUCCCAGCCAUCCUGGGGUGACUGCACAAAUAAGAAGGAGCCUGUGCCUUCUUCUUAACAAACUCUCACUUCAUUACUUUCUCCUCGGUGCACAGAGCAGCCCCGGAAGGCAAUUUGGGGAUGGGGCAGGUCUGCUAAGCAAACCUUUCCAUUCAUUUGCCCAUCCUCUGAGUUGGGACCUGGCAUUUGCCUGCCCUGCUACAAACUGACCUCUUCGUGGAUUCUCUUUAAGUUGCAAUGCACUCCUCGGAUGUUUAAGCAUAUCAAAAUAAGCUCUGAAAGGUGUACUUUUCAGAGGAAAAUAUAUCUAGAAACGUGUCAGAAAAAUAAAAAUUUUUUAAAAAGCUUUCAGAAUGCAGAUUUAAAUGCAGAUUUUUCAAAACUGAUCGUUGCAGGUAAUAAUAAUAAUAAUAAUAAUAAUAAUAAUAAUAAUAAUAAUAUUUAUACCCCGUCCAUCUGGCUGGGUUUCCCCACCACUCUGGGCGGCUCCCAACAGAAUAUUAAAAGCACAAUAAAACAUCAAACAUAAAAAACUUCCCGAAACAGGGCUGCAUUCAGAUAUCUUCUAAAAGUCAGGUAGUUGUUUACAGUGGUACUUCGGGUUACAUAUGCUUCAGGUUACAUAUGCUUCAGGUUGCAGACUCCGCUAACCCAGAAAUAGUACCUCGGGUUGAGAACUUUGCUUCCACUGUAUUUCCUUGACAUCUGGUGAGAGAGCGUUCCACAGGGCAGGUGGCACCACUGAGAAGGCCCUCUGCCUGGUUCCAUGUAACUUGGCUUCUCGCAGUGAGGGAACUGCCAGAGGGCCCUUGGCACUGGACCUCAGGGUCCGGGCUGAAUGAUGGGGGUGGAGACGCUCCUUCAGGGAUACUGGGCCAAGGCUUUUUGGGGCUUUCAAGGUUAGCACCAAGACUUUGAAUUGUGCUCGGAAACGUCCUGGGAGCCAGUGUAGGUCUUUCAGGACCGGUGUUAUAUGGUCUUGGCGGCUGCUCCCAGUCACCAGUCUUGCUGCCGCAUUCUGGAUUAGUUGUAGUUUCCGGGUCACCUUCCAAGGUAGCCCCACAUAGAGCGCAUUGCAGUAGUCCUAGCAGGCGAUAACCAGAGCAUGCACCACUCUGGCCAGACAGUCGGUGACACUGAUGGGAGGAAGAUACCAAGUGGCGGCAGCUCUGCCACUCAAACACCACGACUGGUUUACCUCAGUGGCGUUUGAUUGGCAGAGCCGCUGCCACUUGGCCUCUUCCUUCUGCCGCCAUUGUCUUGGCUUUGCGGCUAGUUGCAGCUUCACGGUGUGGGCCGGAUUUAGGACCCAGGUGGGCCUGAUCCGGCCCGGGGACCGUAGCUUGCUGACCCCUGGAAUAGAAUCAUAAAACUGUAGAGUUGGAAGGGACCCAAAUGGUCUUUAUUAUUAUUUAUUAUAUUUAUUGAAUUUAUUUACCGCCCUAUACCCAGAGGUACAAUCAAAAUCACAAUACAUAACAUCAAAAAUGAAAAUAAUCCAAGGGUAUAAGAUGUUGAUCGGUCAAACAAAGGCCUGGUUAAAAAGGAACGUUUUUGCCUGGCGCCCAAAGGUGUAUAAUGAAGGUGCCAGGUGAAUUUCCCUGGGGAGAGCAUUCCGGGGAGCCACUGCAGAGAAGGCCCUGCUCUCGUGUUGCCACCCUUCAGACCUCUCGAGGAGGAGGCACGCGAAGGAGGGCCUCAGAAGAUGAUCUCAGGGUCUGGGUAGAUUCAUAUGGCAAGAGGUGGUCCUUGAGGUAUUGGGGUUCUGAGCCAUUUAAGGCUUUAUAGGUCAAAACCAUCACUUUGAAUUGGACCUGGAAACUAAUCGGUAGCCAGUGCAGUUGGACCAGGAUCUGUGUCAUAUGCUCAAACUGUCUUGCUCCGCUGAGCAAUCUAGCUGUUGAAUUUUGCACCAGCUGAAGUUUCUAGUCGACCCCUUGCAAUGCAGUAGGUGGUUGUUCUGUCCCAGUCCCAUGGGGUUCUAGCCCAAAAAGGACAUCCUAGGCAAGGGAUUUGGUUCAACAUGACAAGCCAGGCAAGGAAAGCAAAGUCUCCAGAAACUUUUCUGCAGCAUCAGGAAAUGCAGGUGAACCUCUGCUAGGAUACAACACUCUCCCCCCUAAAAAAAUAAUGUUGUUCUUGUUUAGUUGUUUAGUUGUGUCUGACUCUUCGUGGCCCCCUGGACCAGAGCAUGCCAGGCCCUCCUGUCUUCCACUGUUUGGUCAAACUCGUGCUGGUAGCUUCGAGAACACUAUCCAACCAUCUCAUCCUCUGUCGUCCCCUUCUCCUUGUGCCCUCCAUCUUUCCCAACAUCAGGGUCUUUUCAGGAGUCUUCUCUUCUCAUGAGGUGGCCAAAUUAUUGGAGCCUCAGCUUCAGGAUCUGUCCUUCCAGUGAGCACUCAGGGCUGAUUUCCUUCAGAAUGGAGAGGUUGGAUUUUCUUGCAGUCCAUGGGACUCUCCAGAGUCUCCUCCAGCACCAGAAUUCAAAAGCAUCCAUUCUUCGGCGAUCAGCCUUCUUUAUGGUCCAGCUCUCACUUCCAUACAUCACUACUGGGAAAACCAGAGCUUGAACUAUACGGACCUUUGUUGGCGAAAUAAUAUCUUUGCAUUUAAGGCAAGACUCCCCCCUGCAAGACAAUAGCGGAGACGGCCACAAAGGCAGCGAGUGCUAAUUGCGCCUCCUGAUCCACAACUCAGGCCUGUUUCACCAGAGCCCAUGCAAGUCAUGUUUAAAGAUUCAGGCACUGCGGGGUUUAAUUAAAACCCGGGAAAUAAAUAUAUUUAGCCACACUGUCAAUUUGGAUUACAGCGAGCAUGUUUACAUUUUUUUGCACAUUUAAUUAACGCUAUUUGCAUAGGAGGACGCAGGAGGAGGCGAUCGGCAUUUGUUGAAGCAGACUCCUCGCAAAUGGGAAAUGCGAUCCCACUCCUCUGAAAAUAUCACAGGGCUGGGGUGAUAUUUAGGAUAUUUAGGAUAGCUGGUGCAAAGGGACAAUUUAAAGCUGUCCCACCAUGCACACACAAACACACACACACACACACACACACACACACACACACACACACAGAGCACUCCAGAAACACCAUUGCUAUGUCUUGAUGGCACUUAAGAACCAAGAAUGUUAGAACAAAAGAGGAUUAGACAGAUUCACAGAGGCAGCGAUGCUUCUGAACCACAAUUGCUGGAAACCUCAGGAGGUGAGAGUUGCUCUUGUGUUUGAGUCCUGCUUGCCAGUUUCCCAUUGAGGCAUCUGGGUGGCCACUGUGAGAACAGGACACUGGACUAGCUGGGCCACAGAAUUUUAGAAUAGGAAGAGACCCUGAGGGUCAUCUAGUCCCACCCUCUGCACUGCAGGAAUCUCAGCUAAAGCAGCCAUGAGAGAUGGCCCUCCAACCUCUGCUGAAAUCAGGGGUAGGCAACCUAAGGCCCGGGGGCCGGAUCCAGCCCAAUCACCUUCUUAAUCCGGCCCUUGGACGGUCCGGGAAUCAGCGUAUUUUUACAUGAGUAGAAUGUGUCCUUUUAUUUAAAAUGCAUCUCUGGGUUAUUUGUGGGGCCUGCCUGGUGUUUUUACAUGAGUAGAAUGGUGCUGGAGGAGACUCUUGAGAGUCCCAUGGACUGCAAGAAGAUCCAACCUCUCCAUUCUGAAGGAAAUCAGCCCUGAGUGCUCACUGGAAGGACAGAUCGUGAAGCUGAGGCUCCAAGACUUUGGCCACCUCAUGAGAAGAGAAGACUCCCUGGAAAAGACCCUGAUGUUGGGAAAGAUGGAGGGCACAAGGAGAAGGGGAUGACAGAGGACGAGAUGGUGGGGCAGUGUUCUCGAAGCUACCAGCAUGAGUUUGACCAAACUGCGGGAGGCAGUGGAAGACGUGCUCUGGUCCAGGGGGUCAUGAAGAAUCGGACAUGACUAAACAACUAAACAACAAAGAAUGUGUCCUUUUAUUUAAAAUACAUCUCUGGGUUAUUUGUGGGGCAUAGGAAUUCGCUCAUUUUUUUCAUCAAAAUAUAGUCUGGCCCCCCGCAAGGUCUGAGGGACAGUGGACCGGCUCCCUGCUGAAAAAGUUUGCUGACCCCUGGCUUAAAUACUUCCAAGGAAGGAGAGUCCACCAAAAAAAGUCCAGAGGGAGUUCGUUCCACUGUUGAACAGCUCUUGCCAUCAGAAAGUUCUUCCUGGUGUUAUUUGGGAUCACUUUUAUUGUAACUUAGGGAUGCGGGUGGCGCUGUGGGUUAAACCACUGAGCCUAGGGCUUGGCGAUCAGAAGGUUGGCGGUUCGAAUCCCUGUGACGGGGUGAGUUCCCGUUGCUCGGUCCCAGCUCCUGCCAACCUAGCAGUUCGAAAGAACGUCAAAGUACAAGUAGAUAAAUAGGUACCUUCCGACAGGAAGGUAAACGGCGUUUCCAUGCGCUGCUCUGGUUCGCCAGAAGCGGCUUAGUCAUGCUGGCCACAUGACCCAGGAGCUGUACGCUGGCUCCCUUGGCCAAUAAAGGGGGAUGAGCGCCGCAACCGCAGAAUUGGCCAUGACUGGACCUAAUGGUCAGGGGUCCCUUUACCUUUAUUGUAACUUGAAGCCUUUGUUUUGGAUCCUACUCUUCAGAGCAGGAGAAAACAAGCUUGUCCCCUCUUGCACGGGGCAGAUAUUUGAAGAUGGCUCUCAUUAUCUUCUCUCAGUCAUCUCUUUCCCAGGCUAAACAUCCCCAGCUCCUUCAACUGUUCCUCAUCAGGCUUGGUUUCUAGACCCCUGGUCACCUUAGCUGCCCUCCUCUGCACACCUUGCCAAUAUCCUUAUUAAAUUGUGGUGGACACAGGACUCCAGAUGGGGUCUGACCAAGGCAGAAUAGAGCGGUAGUUUUAUGUCACUUUGUGUGACUGCCGUACUGUUGAUGCAGCCUAGAGAUAUUUGAUGCUGCCUCUGAUAGCACAGAAGUGUGGGUCCAUCUGAGGUCGUCAUGGGGGUGUGAGACAUUCGCUAAGCAUCUGUAGCACCCGAAAACAUUGCUGGCAGAAAUAGCACCUUAAUUUGGAGGCAGGGCAGAGGGGAGAGAGAGGGAUGCAAUUGUUCUGCUUUUGCAGAGAGAGAAGAAUGUCACCUUGUAUUUGCAAAGCAACCGACACAAAAGAGAGUUUGCUUUUGUUGCACAGUUCACAAGCCUUUAAGCUCGCUGCUUUCCAACCCAAUGCUCGCUGCUGAAUUUCUAAAUAAGGAUCACUGGGAUGUUUUUGGCCACCGCUAAGAGACGUGGCUGUCAGGGAGAGAAAUGAUGGCACGCAGGGAUGCUGAACAUGGCUGGGAUGAUUAAUUCCCUCUCCUCGAGGGCUGCCUUGCAAAGAGCUCCGUGAGAGAUCCGGCAAGCGAUGUUCGACAUGGUGCCAUUUGGCAGCAGACAGCCUUGUCAGGAUCCCUGCGCUGCACUAUCAGGAGAGUGCCGCUGCGUUCGCUCAGAUGCGCAGAUAAUCCCAGGGAGCUCUUGAGGAGCUGGCAAAUUUAACUGUGCCGCUUACCACUGCCUUUGCCUUGCGGCUUCUGGAGGUUUCUGGCAGCACAGAGGGAGAGAGAAGGACAUGAGAGCCUGCUGGAUCAGGUCCAUGGCAGAUCUCUAGCUCAGCAUCCUGUUACAUAAGAACUUGAGAAGAACUUGCAGGAUUAGGCCCAUGGACACCCUCAGUGACUGUUUUCGACCUCCAUAGUUGGAGCCAGUGUGGUGUAGUGGUUAAGAGCGGUAGACCCGUAAUCUGGGGAACCGGGUUCGCUUCCCCGCUCCUCCACAUGCAGUUGCUGGGUGACCUUGGGCCAGUCACACUUCUCUGAAGUCUCUCAGCCUCACUCACCUCACAGAGUGUUUGUUGUAGGGAAGGAAGGGAAAGGAGAACGUUAGCCACUUUGAGACUCCUUUGGGUAGUGAUAAAGCGGGAUAUCAAAUCCAAACUCCUCCUCCUCCUCCUCCUCCUCCUCCUCUUCUCUUCUUCCUCUUCUACAAUUCUAUGAUUCUACAAUCUCUAGAAUGACCUCAGAUGGAUCCACAUUCCUGUGCACUGGGAGAAAGCAUUGGAUCACUGACAGCUGAAUAAACAAAAUUGUAUACUAUUUACUUGUUCUUGAGUCGUUUAGUGGUGUCCGACUCUUCGUGACCCCCUGGACCAGAGCAUUCCAGGCACUCCUGUCUUCCACUGCCUCCCGCAGUUUGGUCAAACUCAUGCUGGUAGCUUCGAGAACACUGUCCCACCAUCUCGUCCUCAGUCCUCCCCUUCUCCUUGUGCCCUCCAUCUUUCCCAACAUCAGGGUCUUUUCCAGGGAGUCUUCUCUUCUCAUGAGGUGGCCAAAGUCUUGGAGCCUCAGCUUCAGGAUCUGUCCUUCCAGGGAGCACUCAGGGCUGCUUUCAUUCAGAAUGGAGAGGUUUGCUCUUCUUGCAGUCCAUGGGACUCUCAAGAGUCUCCUCCAGCAUCAGAAUUCAAAAGCAUCAAUUCUUUGGCGAUCAGCCUUCUUUAUGGUCCAGCUCUCACUUCCAUACAUCACUACUGGGGAAAUCAUGGCUUUAACUCUACGGACCUUUGUUGGCAAGGUGAUGUCUCUGCUUUUUAAGAUGCUGUCUAGGUUUGUCAUCGCCUUUCUCCCAAGGAGCAGGCGUCUUUUAAUUUCGUGACUGCUGUCACCAUCUGCAGUGAUCAUGGAGCCCAAGAAAGUAAAAUCUCUCACUGCCUCCAUUUCUUCCCCUUCUAUUUGCCAGGAAGUGAUGGGACCAGUGGCCAUGAUCUUAGUUUCUUUGAUGUUGAGCUUCAGACCAUAUUUUGCGCUCUCCUCCUCUUUCACCCUCAUUAAAAGGUUCUUUAAUUCCUCUUCACUUUCUGCCAUCAAGGUUUUGUCAUCUGCAUAUCUGAGGUUGUUGAUAUUUCUUCUGGCAAUCUUAAUUCCGGUUUGGGAUUUAUUUCAUAAAAUUUAUACACCACUUGAUUGUAAAAAACAACAACAACCCUCAAACAGUUUUCAAAAAGGCUAAAGCAGUAAAAUAAUCAAGCAACAAAGUAAUAGCUAUGAUUUAAGACUUUCCGGAGGUUAGGAAUAAGAGUAGAUUAAAAGCGGAUAAAAACUCGCAUCGACUUUCUAAAAAUCUGGAUAGGCUUGCCAAAACAAAAAUGUUUAUAGCAGGCACUGAAGAGAGAACAGUGAUGGCUCCUGCCCAACAUCACUAGGCAGGGAGUUCCAAAGUGUAGGUGCUGCCACUGUAAAAAAUCAAAUUCUAAGAAAUGUAGAAUGGGUAUUUCAUGGCACCUGUGAGACCCUGAUCAAAGGUGCCAAUUAGAACAAUCUUCACCAGCCUGGUGCCCUUCAGAGUUUUGGGGGCAACGUCUUCCAUCGGUACAACCAGCUGUGCUAAACAUAGAGACAGGAAUCUCCAUCCCUCUCAACCCCUCUGAUUCAAGUUGCCCUCCUGGCUAACAGUUUCACAAGGAACUGUUGUGUACUGAAGUUCUCACCCUGGGCCAGCAGGGGGAUACUGUAGAUAGUUAUGCCAAUGAAGGAUCGAAAGUGACGUUCAGUGAUUGGAUAGUUUUAGAAAGUUGCAGCAAUUACGUUGUUCUGGAGCUCUAUAUAAGCAGGCUGACUGGGCUCUUCAGUUCAGUUCUAUUCUGGCCUCUGAAUAAACAAGAGCUGUUGAAGAAUCACUGUGUCGUCUGAUAUGUUCGCCCACAACUUAACACUGGCGACGAAGGUUGGAUUGAUGGACAUCAGAGCACAGCCAGACUCGGCCAUCCUCUGAACUGAACUGAGCUGAAUCACUGAGCUGAAACACUGAGUGAAAACUGUCCAAUGACUGAACGUCACUUUCGAUCCUUCAUUUGCAUAACUAUCUACAGUAUCCCCCUGCUGGCCCAGGGUGAGAACACAACAGGAACAAAUCCCCUUUCAUUGAUUAAUUGCUUUAAUAGACAAGCAACUAAAGGCUGCAGCUCUUCUCUUGCUUUUACAAGUUGAAAUAAUUACCAGGGUUGUUCUAGGUGAGGGGGUCAUUGGCAGGGUCCACAUAUACAGUGGUACCUUGGUUCUCAAACGCCUUGGUUCCCAAACACCGAAAACCCGGAAGUAAGUGUUCUGGUUUCCAAAUGUUUUUUGGAAGCUGAACAUCCGAUGCAGUUGUCGGCUAUUGUUUCUGGGGCGCCUGCACCAAUCAGAAGCUGCGCCUUGGUUUUUGAACAUUUUGGAAGCCAAACGGACUUCCAGAACAGAUUAAGUUUGUCGCUUUUCUUUUUGCUAUUUAUUUUGCGUUUUUGUUUUGGAGGCUUUUUCAGUUAAUUUGUUUUUGUGACUAUGUGGAACCCAGUUCAGCUACUGACUGACUGUGUGACAGCAGAAAUGGAUAAAAGCCCUCCAUCCAAACGAUGACUUUCAUCAGUGCAGGUAAGAAAAAUAUUUAAUUUUAAUUUUUAUCACCUACAAUACUGCCUUAUUUAUUUUAUAGUACACUGAUUAUUGCUUUCAUUUUAUGGAUCAAUGGUCUCAUUAGAUAGUAAAAUCCAUGUUAAAUUGCUGUUUUAGGGGUUGUUUUUAGAAGUCUGGAACAGAUUAAUCCAUUUUGCAUUACUUUCUAUGGGAAAGCGCACCUUGGUUUUGGAACACUUUGGACUUGUGGAACGGAUAAGUUUGAGAACCAAGGUACCAUACCACUGUAAUAGAAAACUGCCACUCCAAAGGUCCUGUGAAUCUGCAUAGGACUGAGCAACAUAGAAGCUACUCCUGGUGCUGCAAACUCUGGACCAGAUGUCACAAGAACACAAGAAGAGCUUGCUGGAUGAGGCCAAUAUCCCAUCUGGACCAGCAUCCUGUUCUCACCAUGGCCAAACAUGUUGUUGUUUUUUAGUCGUUUAGUCGUGUCCGACUCUUUGUGACCCCCUGGGCCAGAGCACGCCAGGCACUUCUGUCUUCCACUGCCUCCCACAGUUUGGUCAAACUCACGUUAGUAGCUUUGAGAACACUGUCCCACCAUCUCGUCCUCCAUCAUCCCCUUCUCCUUGUGCCCUCCAUCUUUCCCAACAUCAGGGUCUUUUCCAGGGAAUCUUCUCUUCUCAUGAGGUAGCCAAAGUCUUGGAGCCUCAGCUUCAGGAUCUGUCCUUCCAGUGACCACUCAGGGCUGAUUUCCCUAAGAAUGUAAAAGUUUGAUCUUCUUGCAGUCCAUGGGACUCUCCAGAGUCUCCUCCAGCACCAUAAUUCAAAAGCAUCCAUUCUUUGGUGAUCAGCCUUUUUUAUGGUCCAGCUCUCACUUCCAUAUAUCACUACUAGAGGUUGUUAAACAGAGGUUGGCUGUCUAUCCAUUGGGGAUUCUUUAGCUGAGAUUCCUGCAAUUCAGGAGGUUACACUAGAUGAACAUUUUGGGUCCCUUCCAACUCUGCCAUUCUACGAUUCUAUUUAUUAAAAACAACAACAAGAAGAAGCCCAAAGCCUGCCAUCUAUUUGUGUUUGUUGACACGGCUCGCGAGUGUCAAAAGGCGACACUGAAAAUAGCCGGCUUCUGCGACGCAGCCUAAUUAGGGAGGGAGGUUCAGUACAAAAGCAAGGAAGACGCUUUGCAAUGUUUUCGGAGAGGGAAACAGCCGCAUCUUAAUGAGCCUGCUUUUUUUGCUGCCGAAUCCUGGCACGGUAAUGGGCCAAACAGCGCCUGCUCUGAAAAUUAGAGGGUGCGUUUUCCACAGGGCAGGUAUAAAUUUAAAUCCGCAAUCUGCGUAUGGAGUGUCAGCUGGCUGACGCCUUUCGAGCAGGAAGGAAGAGCAGAAGUCAUCUAAAUAACUGCCUGGCUUUUAUUAAUGUUGUUGUUUAGUUGUUUAGUCGUGUCCGCCUCUUCAUGACCCCCUGGACCAGAGCACAGCCUGGAGAAGAGGAGGUUAAGAGGUGAUAUGAUAGCCAUGUUCAAAUAUAUAAAAGGAUGUCACAUAGAGGAGGGAGAACGGUUGUUUUCUGCUGCUCCAGAGAAGCGGACACGGAGCAAUGGAUCCAAACUACAAGAAAGAAGAUUCCACCUAAACAUUAGGAAGAACUUCCUGACAGUGAGAGCUGUUCGACAGUGGAAUUUGCUGCCAGGGAGUGUGGUGGAGUCUCCUUCUUUGGAGGUCUUUAAGCAGAGGCUUGACAACCAUAUGUCAGGAGUGCUCUGAUGGUGUUUCCUGCUUGGCAGGGGGUUGGACUCGAUGGCCCUUGUGGUCUCUUCCAACUCUAUGAUUCUAUGAGUCUAUGAUUCUAUGUGAACAAAAACGUAAAAAAAGACAUGCGGCCAUAGCUCAAAAACUUGACCUGAUUGAGCAAAACCAAUGUGAUUUUUGGAUUCAGCGCAUCAGAUUCGUCCUAAAUCAACUGAAAAAACAGAGACAAAAAAUUUGUUGUUGACCAGUGUAAACAUAGUUGAGAGGUCCCUCAUAUUUAUGGGACUGCCUCUCCUGGUGUGCCCAGCAGAGGUCCUUUGUUGUUGUUGUUGUUGUUGAGUCAUUUAGUCGUGUCCGACUCUUCGUGACCCCAUGGACCAGAGCACGCCAGGCACUCCUGUCUUCCACUGCCUCCCGCAGUUUGGUCAAACUCAUGCUGGUAGCUUCGAGAACACUGUCCCACCAUCUCGUCCUCCAUCGUCCCCUUCUCCUUGUGCCCUCCAUCUUUCCCAACAUCAGGGUCUUUUCUUGUUCCAGCCAGAUGGGCGGGGUAUAAAUAAAUUAUUAUUAUUAUUAUUAUUAUUAUUAUUAUUAUUAUUAUUUUCUGAGCAUCUCAUCGCCCACAUCCCUUUAGACUGCUAUGGUCUAACAAUUUUGCAUUUAUUGAAUUAUCGUUAUCUCCCCUGAACUCUCUCUCCCCCAAGUGUGGUUUUCCAAAACGUCACUUAAAAUCUGUUCCUUUUAAAAAGAUAAAGUAGGAACAGGACAUUCCUCACCUUUGAAUUAUUUUAUUCAGCAGCUCCCUGGAGAGCCCCUCUUGUCUGUCCCCUCAUCCCCACCCCGCAGGACUGAAAAUCACAAACUCUCCCUAUUUCAAGGUCCCUUCUGUAGCCAUUCCAGCCCACCUCCCUGCCUCUGUACUUAAAUGAAGAAUUUCCCCCGCAGGCAAAAAGCCAUUUCCUCGGAAUACCAAAUGCAGAACUUUGCAUUGAUCAAAUGGGCUUCUGCGACAGCUUUUGGGGAUGCAGCCUGCGCUCUGGCAAAUAGCUUCUUCUCUUUUUCUCAUCAGGAGUUGCAUCUGAGCCAUAGCCAGUCUCUCUAGUAGGGCGAGGAUUUCCAUCUCAAUUGCAAGUCACUUAGCAACACUGGGCUGGAGAUUUAAAAACUGUUGAAAGUCAGCCGGGUUUUCUUCUUCUUUUUCUUCUCUUUUAAAAAAAGCUCCUUACAGACUCCGGGUUUGGGAUGUUGCAGAGAUCUGUUAGAAAAAGCAAAAUGGUUGUGGAAAUGCCCACGAUUCUCAUGUUUGUUAGAGGGCAGAAAUGGAUAUCAGGCAGCCAAAUGAAAGCAUCACUAUCAUUCUUUAAGUGCGCAAAAGUUAGGCAAGUUAUUUAUUUUUUCUGUAACAUGUUAUUUAUUCAUUUGCUGCAUUUACUUUUUCUAAUAUAAUUUUUUAUUAAUUUUUAGCAUAUCAUUUUCAACAGUAAUUAAACAUACUUUUACAUCUGAUACAUUUUUUGUGACUUCCAUCAAUCCUGUCUGAAAAAUUUUCCAAUCUAAUCUCUUAGUAUACAUUUCUUACUUUCCCUAUUACAUCUAAAUCUCAUAACUAGUAUCUCUAUUCUUUGUCUGCAUUAUAACGUUUCGUAUAUUUCUCCUUACAAAACCUCUUGUAGUCCUACUAGCGUGAUUUGUUGAUUACAAUUGCUCUUCAGAUAGUUCACAUGCUUCUUCCAAUCUUCUGUAAAUCUCUGGUCCUGCAGGUUUUGAAUCCUUCCUGUCAUUUUAUCCAAUUCUGCAUAGUCCAUUAAUUUUAUCUGCCAUUCUUCUUUCGUCGGAAUUUCCAUUUGCUGACUUUACAUCCCACCUGCUUGUUCAUAAUAAUAAUAAUGUCAUUAUUUAUACCCCAGCCACUCUGGGCGGCUUCCACACAGUACAAGGUGGCAUGCAUAAGUUAUCCCCACCUUGUUUAAAUUCCACAACAACCCUGUGAGGUAGGUUGGAAUAAGAGGCAGGGACUGGCUCAAGGUCUUCAGGGCUGUGGGAACGGGGAGCCUGGUCUCUCCCGGGUCCUAGUCUGACACUAGCCAAUAGGUCACACUAUCUUGAUUGUAAAACUCUGCUUCAUUUUUUUUUUUGAAUGAUAUUUAUUAAAGUUUCAAUAAAAGAUUAAACAUAAAACAUAAAAAAGAAAUACACAAUUCAAAAUAUACAAUACAUAAUCUAAAAGAAAAAGGAAAAAUAAAGAAACAAGAAAACAAAAGACAAAAAAGAAAGUAGAACAAUUAAAAACAGUAUCAUCUUUUCGUCUCCAUUUUUAAAUUUACUUAUUUUCUGGACCUCCUCGUACCUCCCUCUUUUGUAUUCCAGUUCAAAUUGUUCAUCCAGCAAUUUCUUUCCCUCUUUUUUUAAUCCCAAUCUUAACUCUUGAUAUAAUAUAACAUUAAAAUUUUACCUUUUAAAACCAGAUUUCCAUUUCCUUAAACUUUUUUAAUCCUAAUCCUUAAUCUCAAUCUAUCUAUAAUUUUAAAUCCUAAACAGCUGGAAGCCACUUAUUUUUAAUCCAACAUCACUCUAACAUUCUUUAAUUUUGCAAUGUUUCUGCAGAUAGUCUUUGAAUUUCUUCCAAUCUUCCUCCACCGACUCUUCUCCCUGGUCACGGAUUCUACCAGUCAUUUCCGCCAGUUCCAUAUAGACCAUAAGUUUCAUCUGCCAUUCCUCCAGUAAAACUCUGCUUCAUGGUAAAGACAAAACAAAACAAAACCUUAAAGCAGUUUCCAAAAAAAAAGAAGGGGGAAAAAAGGAAGGGGAAGCAAUUUUAAAAACAUCUAAAAUGUCCAAAAACAGUUAAAAUCACUGAUAAACUAAAAACAGAUGAGAACAAAAACCAGUACAGUGGUACCUCUGGUUGCGAACGGGAUCCGUUCCGGAGGCUCAUUUGCAACAUGAAAAGAACGCAAUUCGUUGCAAUUUGCCGCUUCUGCGCGUGACGUCAUUUUGCGCUUCUGCGCAUGUGUGAGCGGCGAAACCCGGAAGUAAUUACAAUUCCCAUCAUCCCUGACCACUGGCCCUGCUAGCUAGGGAUGAUGGGAGUUGUAGUCCCAAAACAUCUGGAGGGCCGACUUUGCCUAUGCCUGACCUGGAGGACAAGUUGUAGCUCUUGCAACCUGGUUCCUUCCUUUGGGAUGCCAAUGAGGACAUUUGAGUGGCCAGCUAAGGUCACUGUCUCAUGAAGAAACUCGCCUGACCAGUUCAGCAGCCUCCUCUCUUAGGUUCUGACCUUCACUGGGUGGAAGACCCACAGAAUUAGAAGGGAUCUCAGGGCAUCAUUCAGACUGACCCCUCCACCAGCCCACAAAAUUAACAAUGUAUAUGAUCCCUGGUGGCUCUUCCGGGUGCUUCUUCUGCAACUCAGCCCUUCAGCAAAAGCGGGGAGGGAAAUGUGCGUGGUUGCGGCACAACCAGGGAAGGUCUCCUCCAUUCCCUGCCUCUCCCCUUGGAUGCUUUCUGCAGAUCUCUCUGUGCCGAAGCUAUUUAAGCUGUCAGGGAACAUCCAGUUACUCCCCUGGGUGGGUGGGGGGGAAUGUGCUUUUGAGAGAACUGCAUGAGGCUAUUUUUCAGCAUUUUGGGGUUGAGCCACUUAAAAAAAUAAAUCGUAAAGGUUAUUUUGCUUUGAACUUCUUCCCAUUUUGCUUGAUUUCCUGCUGAGGUGGGAAAAUGUAUUAGCUAUGAAGUGAGAUGCUCCACUUUCCUGCCCAACGGGGAGAAAAUUCCCUCCCUCCCCAGAGUUGUCUAAACUAGCUUUUAAAAGGACGGGGCUCUGUGGUCUGGCAUGUAACAGGCAUAAUAAUAAUAAUAAUAAUAAUAAUAAUAUCCUCCUGCUUUUCAUAGUGCUGGGGGGUAGAGUAGGAAACCUGUAUCAAAAGAGAGAAGGGUUUUUUUCAUCUAAAGAGAAGAACAAAAGAAGGAGACUGCUGGAUUGGGACAAUGGUCCAUCUUCUCCAGCGUCCUGUUCUUACUGUGGCCAAACCAGAUGCUCAUUAUGGGAAACCAGUGUUGUAAACAAAAUCUGCCCUUUCCCCCUUAUGGGGUAUCCAAGAGCCCAUAUAGAGUCCUUACGUAGGUUCCCUAUUGGUAGGAGAAAAUAACAGAGGUCAACCAGAUAAUAUUGAGAAGCAAAGCCGUUAGUAAGCUCGAUCUUUAUUGAUCUGUUGCAACAGGAUGCUCCCCUCACCCGCAGGAAAGGAGGAGGACCCAGAACAAUGGCACGCAAGGUCUUAUAUAGACAUUUUAAAUUCUCUGCCCUGGAGCUCAAGACCACCCCCAGAAACAUCAUACAUACAUGACAGAAGGGGUGUAACCUAAGACCACCACCCCAGAUACAUCAUACAAACAUCACAGAAAAGGCGGUCUACAGCAGAAAUCUGAGUGACUUGUUUAUCUCACAGGUUACCUGUUUAAUGGUCACUUGAUUGGAUUGCCUGAGGAGCCUGGCCAGUCUUUUGUAAUGAUAAAUACUUAGUUCCUGGGCCAGGUCACAGCCUCACACUCUAUUCAUAUAUUAAAUGUGCCCUUAAGAUAGGAUUUGUGAGGAAAAAUGGGGAGGUUUCCCACAGAGCAGAGCCAUCUUAGCCAGGAGCCAUCCAUCUCCUCCUCCUCCUCCAUGAAUUUGUCUACGAUAGGUAGCUAGACAUCAAUAAGGAACAGGCAGCAACCUUAUCAUAGGACUGUAGAGCUGGAAGGAACCCUGAGGGUCAUCUAUUCCAACCCCCUGCGAUGCAGGAAUCUCAGCCAAAGCAUCCCUGACAAAUGGCCAUCCAACCUCUAUUUAUAAAUGAAAUAUACUCAGAGUUGAGUGUGAAUUUAACGCUCUUUAUUCAACUCAUGGUAGCAAUGAAUGAAACUUUCCCCAAAACGUCUAGCUAUAUAUACAUUAUUUACACAAUGGGCUCUGUGUGAUUGGCUAAUUCUGGACUGCUCCUGUAGGCCAAUCAGGUUGCGGAUUCACUUCCACCUGGAGCUGGAUUGGGUGGCUCCUGCGGACCAAUCAGACUGCUGCAUUCUGGAUCCUAUUGUUCUAGGAUUCAGCUCAGUACAUAACAAUAAACAUAAACAUAAACAUAAACAUAAACAUAAAUUGUUUAUAUCCCAUCCUCCCCAGCCGAAGUUGGGCUCAGAGCGGCCAACAACAAUAAAAGUAACACAGUUCACAUAAAAUCACAAUCAGUUGAAAUACAUUCUAAAAUCAAUUCAUUCUAAAAUCAAUUCAAAAUCAAAUCAAUGGCAACCAAGGAAAGAGAGUUCACAGCCUUCCAAGGGAAACCAUUUCCAUAUUGCAUCAAACAGUGAAGCCUCUUCUUCCCAGAGUGGGAGUCUGUGACAAGGAAGCUGAGUUCUUUGUCUCCUUUUUUCUGCUCUCUGCCAGUAUCCUUGUGUUUGGGCUCCAUUUCCCCCAGCACUUGCCACUUUAGCUGGCUAUUAGAGAUUAGAAGCGGAUGGAGGAUGGAUGACGGCUAACAGACUGAGGUUGAAUCCUGACAAGACAGAAGUACAGUACUGUUUUUGGGGAACAGGGGAUGGCCGGGUGUGGGGGACUCCCUGGUCCUGAAUGGGGUAACUGUGUCCCUGAAGGACCAGGUGCGCAGCCUGGGAGUCAUUUUGGACUCACAGCUGUCCAUGGAGGCACAAGUCCGUUCUGUGUCCAGGGCAGCUGUUUAUCAGCUCUAUCUGGUACGCAGGAUGAGACCUUCCCUGCCCGCAGACUGUCUCGUCAGAGUGGUGCAUGGUCGGGUUAUCUCCCGCUUGGACUACUACAAUGCGCUCUACAUGGGGCUACCUUUGAAGGUGACCCGGAAACUACAAUUAAUCCAGAAUGCGGAAGCUAGACUGGUGACUGGGAGCGGCCACCGAGACCAUAUAACCCCGGUCAGAAAGACCUACAUUGGCUCCCAGUACGUUUCCGAGCACAAUUCAAAGUGUUGGUGCUGACCUUGAAAGCCCUAAACGGCCUUGGCCCAGUAUAUCUGAAGGAGCGUCUCCAUCCCAGACACCUGGGUCCAGCUCUGAGGGUCUUCUGGCAUUUCCCUCAUUGCAAGAAGUGAGGUUACAGGGAACCAAGCAGAGGGCCUUCUCGGUGGUGGUGCCCGCCCUGUGGAAUGCCUCCCAUCAGAUGUCAAGGAAAUAAGCAACUAUCUGACUUUUAGAAGACAUCUGAAGGCAGCCCUGUUUAGGGAAGUUUUUAAUGUCUUAUGUCUAAUUGUAUCUUUAAAAUUUUGUUGGAAGCCGUCCAGUGUGGCUGGGGAAACCCAGCCAGAUGGGCGGGGUAUAAAUAAAUGAUGAUGAUGAUGUCUGUUUUAACACAUCUUUCCAUCCUAGUACAGUGGUACCUCUGGUUGGGAACGGGAUCUGUUCCGGAGCCCCGUUCGCAACAUGAACAGAGCGCAACCUGCAGCGGCGCAUCUGCGCAUGAGCGGGUUGUGAUUUGCCGCUUCUGCGCAUGAGCAUGAUGUCAUUUUGCACAUCUGCGCAUGUGCGAGAGGCGAAACCCGGAAGUAACCCUUUCCGGUACUUCCGGGUCGCCACGGGACGCAACCUGAAAAGACGUAACCUGAACCGAACGUAACAAGAGCUAUGACUGUACUGAGUCAGAUCACCAUUACAUUCAGUUUAGUUUUGUCUACAAUGACUGGCAGUAGCACAUCAGGAUUUCAAGCAGGGAAUAUCUCCAAGCCGAACCCAGAGAUGGUGUCAGACGUUGAACCCGGUAUCUCAAAUCAAGGACGGCUUGUUGGUGACCUCGGAUGUAACUUUUGCUGCCCUCUGCCCAGGGGGCCAAUGUCCAGUCUUGGCUCCAGAGACAAAACUAUUUCCAUUUACAGCAACGGAGACAAAAUGUCCUCUUGAUGUUUGCUUUCUGCACUCUUUUCAAAAUAACAGGUUGCUGGUGGGAGGGGUGAAAACGCCCUCAGUAAGCAGAAAAUUGUCAUAACAACAUUGAGGACUGAUCUUGGGGCAUAAAGGAGUUUUCUUUUUCGGCUGCACAGUGGUCCCUUGGUUCUCAAACUUAGUCCAUUCCAAAACCAAAGCGUUCCAAAACCAAGGCGCGCUUUCCCAUAGAAAGUAAUGCAAAAUGGAUUAAUCCGUUCCAGACUUUUAAAAGCAACCCCUAAAACAGUGAUUUAACAUGAAUUUUACUAUCUAAUGGGAGCAUUGAUUCAUAAAAUGAAAGCAAUAAACCAUGUACUGCAGUCACACAAUCAAUCAGUCAGUAGCUGAACUCGGUUCCACACAGUCACAAAAACAAAACGAAAAGAGCCGCAAAAACAAAAAUGCAAAAUAAAUAGCAAAAACAGACAGACCUCAGUGUAACACUCGAAACAGAGCAUGUUCGGCUUCUGAAAAAUGUUCACAAACCAAAACACUUACUUCCAACCCCAACUCCUAUAGUUAUAAUUUGUCAGUUGCCAUCUGAUUUUAAUUUGAUUUUGAGCUGCAUUUCAAACGAUUUUUUGAUUUUAUGUUUUAAUGUAUAAUAUACUUUGAGGUUAGCUGCCCUGAGCCUGGUUCUGGCCGGGGAGGGCAGGAUAUAGAUAAAAUUAUUUAUUUAUGUAUGUAUGUAUGUAUGUAUGUAUGUAUUUAUUAUUAUUAUUCCGGGUUUGCAGCGUUUGUUUGAGUACCAAGGCAUUUGCAAACCGAGGUACCACUGUGUUGGAGUUGGUUUUCUGUGGGCGAUUUGAGAUGGGCUGGAGGAAACCUCUUUGCUGAUGGAGGGCUGCCAUCUUCAGGAAACAUGGUGCCAUCUCAAUUGGCUUCCAGGGGCUUCGACCAGCAUCGUGGGACCACAACUCCCUCCCGCCCCAAGCAGUACAGAGUUGCCUCAAAUAUCUGGAUGGGGCCCAGACUGGCAAAGGCUAGGUGAGAGCCAUGCCAGUUCUUGUGGUGCGCUUGAGAGAAAGAGGCAUUUCAAAGAAGCGAGAUGACAGAAGUUUGCAAAACUCUCUGUGGCUUGGAGAAACUGGAUAGAGAAGGACUUUUUCUCCCUCUCUCACAGCACUGGAACUGUUGGAAUGAUUUAGGGCAUAAGGAAGGAAGUCCUUUUUCCCCAGCGAAGAGUUAAAGGGUGGAACUUGCUCCCUCACGAAGCAGCGAUGGGCAGCAAAGGCUUUAAAAGAGGAUUAGACGAAACAGUGCAAAUCACUGCUAAACUAGAAACUGUGAAUAAUUGGGUGCACUCUUCCCACCUUGGAUCAAAUCUAUGCUUCCAGGUGUCACAAGAAAGCUGCAGAGAUAGUGCAGGAUAGUGCGCACCCCGGAAACGAUCUCUUUCAGCUUCUGCCUUCUGGAAGAAGGUCCAGGGUUAUAAAGACUAGGACUAGCUGCCUCAGAAACAGUUUCUACCCAAAUGCGAUUUUGGUUUUAAAUGCAGUGUAAGGUAGUAUCUAAGGGACGUGGAUGGCGCUGCGGGUUAAACCACGGAGCCUAGGACUUGCAGAUCAGAAGGUUGGCAGUUCAAAUCCCCGCGACGGGGUGAGCUCCCGUUGCUGGGUCCCUGCUCCUGCCAACCUAGCAGUUCAAAAGCACGUCAAAGUGCAAGUAGAUGAAUAGGUACUGCUCCGGCGGGAAGGUAAAUGGCAUUUCCGUGCCCUGCUCUGGUUCGCCAGAAAUGGCUUAGUCAUGCUGGUCACAUGACCCGGAAGCUGUACGCCGGCUCCUUUGGCCAAUAAAGCAAGAUGAGCGCCACAACCCCAGAGUCAUCCUCAACUGGACCUAAUGGUCAGGGGUCCCUUUACCUUUACCUUUAAGGUAGUCUCUAUGGGAGUAUGUUGUAUUUAAUUAUGGGGUAUCAGAGUUUUUAGGGGAUUAACUAGGCUGGGAUAGCUGGGAUAGCAGGCUUGUUGGUUUCAAAUGUCUGAUGUAGAUUUUUUCAAUUUCGUUGUUCUGUUUGGGACAAUGACAAUAAAGAUUAUCGUAUUGUAUCGUACUGUAAAAAAUAAAAACACAAAGCAGUAUUCUGGAUACCUGGGUAGGCCUGUAGGAACAAAAAUGUUUUCAGCAGAGACCAACAAGAGCAGAGUGAAGGUGCCUGUCUGGUGUCAAGAGGCAGGGAGUUCCAAAGGGCAGGAUCCGCCACAUCAAAAGAUCAAUUUCUUACAAAUGCGAACCCGCUAUUAUGUGGCACCUGUAACAGUGCCCGUUCCUCAGACUGAAACGAUCAGGUGGACAUAUAAGGGGUAAAUUGCAUAAACCAUGUUAUUUCCUGCAGAGUUUGGGACAUUCCCCUGCUAUUGAAAUUAAUUGCAUCAUUAACUAUGGAACUCACUGCUACAGGAGGCAGGGAUGACCGCCGACUUGGAUGGUUUUAAAAGAGGAUGGGAUGAAUUCUUGGAGGUCCCAAUUAACAUUUGUAAAAAAGCCUGAAGCUUUUCUGUUAGGGAUUGUAGGAAAAGACUUGCCAAGGAAAGUAAAAAACAUUUUUUUGUAUGCGACAAUGGCAGCAAGUGUCUUACUAGCACAAGGAUGGAAGAGUGAGGAAAUCCCGACUAAAGAACUGUGGCAAGAGAAACUGAUGGAUUAUGGGGAACUGGCGAAAUUGACACAUAAACUACGAGACAAGGACAACUGUGACUUUAAAGAAGAAUGGGAACCUUUUACAAAGUACUUAAAGAAACAACAAAAUAAACUGGACACCUUGGCAGGUUUUGAAUAAGCAUUCACAAACUUUUUAUUGGUAAUAUACAGACAGACAAACUGAGGAGCUUUACAAUUUUAAACAUGCAGAAAAUAACAUGUGCGUGAGAAAUCAGAGAAAGGAGCUGAGGGAAGUUGGGUGGGACGGUGGGUUUUACUUUUUUUCUUUUUUAGGGGGGAGGGGGGAAACGGGGGGAAUGAGGAUGAUGUAUUUUUGAUAAGUUGUUACGCUGAAAUUCCUAAUAAUUUAAUUUAAAAAAAAAAAGAAAAAGCAACAAAGGCAAAAAAGAAAAGAAAAGAUGAAUUCUUGGAGGAGGGCGAUAGGACUCUCGAUGGCUCCUAGCCGGGAGGUCUCUGUUCUGCCUCUGUGGUCAAGAGGCAGCAGUGCCUGUGAAUCCCAGUUGUGUAAACCACAGGAGGGGAGAGUUGCUCUGGUGCUCGAUUUCCUGCUUCUCAGUUUCCCCACAGGAAGACAGCUGUCACCUGUGAGAGCAGGAUGCUGGCUUCAUCCCGCAGCCUCUUCUUCUGCGCUUAUGCUCAGCACCUGAAGAUGCACCUUGGCUAAAUUGGUGGGUUGGGCUGAGUGGCUUUCCAUUCUCUUCUGAGCCUCUGACGCUUUGCUUCCUCCCAAAAAUAAAUGCCUCUCUUUUUUUUAAGGCACAGCCAUCCUUUCCAGCGAAAGUAAUGCACGCACAACACACUGUCCAUGACUCUUUUGAAAGCACUUAUUUUCCUUUCAGGAGGAACAAUGGAGAUAUUUUCUCUCUCUCUCUCUUCCUCUCUCUCUUUUGCUGCUCCUGACUGUUCUGGGCUAUGAGAUGGGAUCUAUUUUAGAGAGGCUUGAUUUCCAGACCCUUGAUCCUCUCGGUCGCCCUUCUCUGCACACCUUCCAGCUUGCCAAAAUCCUUCCUAAAUUGUGGUGCCCAGAACUGGACACAGUAUUUCAGAUGUAGACUCACCAAGGCAGAACAGAGCAGGACUAUGACUUCCUUUGGGACGCGGGUGGCGCUGUGGGUUAAACCACAGAGCCUAGGGCUUGCCGAUCAUAAGGACGGCGGUUCGAAUCCCCGCGAUGGGGUGAGCUCCCGUUGCUCGGUCCCUGCUCCUGCCCACCUAGCAGUUCGAAAGCACGUCAAAGUGCAAGUAGAUAAAUAGGUACCGCUCUGGUGGGAAGGUAAACGGCGUUUCCGUGCGCUGCUCUGGUUCGCCAGAAGCGGCUUAGUCCUGCUGGCCACAUGACCCGGAAGCUGUACGCCGGCUCCCUUGGCCAAUAAAUCGAGAUGAGUGCCACAACCCCAGAGUCGGUCACGACUGGACCUAAUGGUCAGGGGUCCCUUUACCUUUAUGACUUCCUUUAAUCUGGACCCUAGACUUCUGUUGAUGCAGCCUAGAAUAGCAUUUGCUUCUUCUUCUUCUUUUGCUAAUGCAUCACACUAUGGGCUCAUAAGGAAACCAGCCCUGAGUGCUCACUGGAAGGACAGAUCCUGAAGCUGAGGCGCCAAGACUUUGGCCACCUCAUGAGAAGAGAAGACUCCCUGGAAAAGACCCUGAUGUUGGGAAAGAUGGAGGGCACAAGGAGAAGGGGACGACAGGACGAGAUGGUUGGACAGUGUUCUUGAAGCUACCAGCAUGAGUUUGACCAAACUGCGGGAGGCAGUAGAAGACGGGAGUGCCUGGCAUGCUUUGGUCCAGGGGGUCACGAAGAGUCGGACAUGACUAAACAACUAAACAACAACAAUGGGCUCAUGUGAAGCUUGUGAUCUGCUAAGACCAGGGGCAUCUCAAGGGGGUGCAGAAGGUGCGGUUUGACCCAGGUCUCAUGCCUGGGGUAUGUGUGGCAAAUCCCCCCCCCCGCCCGGAUCGGUGUGGCUAUGCUCGCACCCCCAACAGGCGGAUUCUCAUGAUUGGUACGAUCAUUGUGGUGAAAAUCUGCCCUCUGAUUGAUCGCACAAAUAUUCCCAAAAUUUGCAGUGUGUGGGGGGGGGGUGACCAUUUUUUUCCGCACCGGGUACCACCUGUCUUUGCUACACCUCUGGCUAAGACCCCUGGAUCCUGUUCACAUGUGCUGCUGUCAAGCCAUAUACAUUUGAAGAGGGUAUCGGGGUUGUUGUAGGAAUUUAUGAGUAGGUGGGGGGUUUGCCCCUCCAGCAGAUAUCAAGCACAUGCAGCCCACUCCCAAAAUCAGCACAAUCACGUUUGUGACUUCUGUGAUUUGUCCCCACAAAACACUUCAUCGCAGUUUCUUCCUAUCUAUUCAAAGGGCCUUUGCUGCACGAUACCAAAUGUAAGAAUUCACUGAUAAAUGUAUCUAUGUACUGGCUCACUGGGAAAACUUCAUAAAUUCAUAUAGACAUGUGAGCUCAGCUACUCAGCAGCCCCUCUGCCUGAGGGAUAAUCCCUGGCAUCCUGAUACCUGAGUGCCAGACAGGUAGCCGUUCCAGAAAUAACAAACGCAGAUGAAGACAAAAGGGUGUGAUGAACUUGGCUGGGAAACAGGGAAAUGUAAAUAUCUCUGUUGUUCCACUUGAUGGGUGUUUGGUGGAGGGCAAGGGGAACCAUGGGGCAGGGUCCAGGAUGCUCAGAUUACUGCCACCAGACCUCCCCUUUCAUGAUGUAACCGUGAUGUAUGAGUGAUGUAGUUGGGGGGGGGGGUAACAUGAGGAUUAGCAGCUAAUAAAAGUUUGGGGGCUCUUUUGUUCGGGGCUUCCAUCUUGCUUCGUCUUGCAGUGAGUUGGAGUCCUGUCGUGACAGUUUCAAUAAAGACUACUGGCUGCUGUUUUGCUCCAAUUUUCCUGGCUGGCGUCCUUGCUUUUUUGUCCAAGAGAGCCCUCAGAUUUCUCCAUUAACAGGGUCUAUGAGGUCCACAGGUUCCAUUAUGAACUCUGGGAGUUUCAGUCCCAAACGUCAGUGUGAAAGGACACACCUCUGGGAGCUGGGGGGAGCACCCACAGACAUGCUCUUGCCCUAUAGCAAGCAUCUGGGGCAGCUGAAGGAGGGGGCGGCGGUGGUGGAGUUGGUGGGGCUGUGUUGGGUUGCAGACCCCCUCACUCUGCUCCCAGCACCAGGCAAGGGUUAUCGUCGGACUCUUCUGCGGCUUAAAGGAAUUAUCCAAGAGCCAUUUAUUCGCCUUUCCGAUCUUAAAUGCAUCAGUCAAGUGCUGGUUUCAAAAGGGCAUUUCAUAGACUGCGAGCGAUAAGUCUGCAUUUGGAGAUUAUCAUAUUACCCAGAGUGGAAAUUUAAUCUCCUUUGGACAGAAGGAAGCAGGGAGAAGAAGCUCCCUACUGCCUCCCGGUGGUAGAAGAGGGGUACUGCUUGGGAUGGGGGAGGGGAAGUCAGAGGCCUUCGUUCAGUUAAUCAAUUAACUAAUUAAUAAAGACGCUGCUUCAGAUUUCAACAGGGAUCUGCUAGCAGCUUGCAAAUCCCAACAAAACGAAACCCCGCAUGAGAAAAUCAAGUUCCACAUUCAAAAUAAAAAAAGAACAAUCUUUGAUUGAUAAUCCACUUGCUUUAGCCCACUUGAUAGAGCAUGAGACUCUAUUUUAGAACACAUAUGUAUUUAUUAUCUAAGCCCCGAUAUCGUCAAUUCUUUCAAUAACCCGUUGCUUAUAUUUCAAAUCCUGCCUGUGACUUCAUGUAUGAAUAUUAGUUUGAUAGGUAACGGGAUGUGGGUGGUGCUGUGCUCUAAACCACUGAGCCUCUUGGGCUCAUUGAUCUGAAGGUCGGGGGUUCGAAUCCCUGUGAUGGUGGUGAGCUCCCGUUGCUCUGUCCCUGCUCCUGCCAACCUAGCAGUUCAAAAGCAUGCCAGUGCAAGUAGAUAAAUUGGUACCACUGUGGCGGGAAGGUAAACAGGAUUUCUGUGAACUCUGGUUUUCGUCACGGUGUCCCGUUGCGCAAGAAGCGGUUUAGUCCUGCUGGCCACAUGACCCAGAAAAGCUGUCUGGACAAACGCCGGCUCCCUCGGCCUGAAAGCGAGAUGAGCACUGCAACCCCAGAGUCAACUGCGACUAGACUUAACCAUCCAGGAGUCCUUUACCUUUACCUUUUAAUUUUGUGGUCUAAACUACUGAGCCUCUUGGGCUUGCCGAUCAGAAGGUCGGUGGUUCGAAUCCCCGCGACGGGGUGAGCUCCCAUUGCUCUGUCCCAGCUCCUGCUGACCCAGCAGUUCAAAAGCACACCAGUGCAAGUAGAUAAAUAGGUACUGCUGUGGUGGGAAGGUAAACGGCAUCUCCUUGCGCUCUGGUUUCAGUCACGGUGUCCCGUUGCGCCAGAAGCAGUUUAGUCCUGCUGGCCACACAACCCUGAAAGCUGUCUGUGGACAAACGCCGGCUCUCUCAGCCUGAAAGCGAGAUGAGCGCCGCAACCCCAUAGUCGCCUUUGACUGGACUUAACCGUCCAGGGGUCCUUUACCUUUUACCUAGUCCACCAAUGGUCACCAUUCUUCCUUAAACAAUUCAUCACAAUACCUUCUUCAUUUGACAGCCAGUUUUGCCUUUUCUGCAUAGUCGAGGUCUCAACGUCUCGAGAAGGACCACUGCCUCCUUCACCAGCUGCUCCCUUGCCCCUGGGAUGUGGGUUUCUCUUCAGGUAUCAAUCCCUCUUCUUCCGGCCACACAGGUGAAUCCCUUCCGGGACCGGAUCUGCAAGGUUUUCUCCACCGACGGCUACUUCACCUUUGAGGACAUCCUUGGGAUGGCGUCCGUCUUCAGCGACCGGGCGUGCCAGAGCAUUAAGAUGGAGUAUGCUUUUCUGAUAUACGGUAGGGUGUUUCCCUCCGAAUUCUCCUUGUGGCAACCAGGGUCCGAGGAAUGUGGUCAUCGCCUUGUGGGUGGGGUCAGGGCCGGAUUUAGGAUUUGAUGAGGCCCUAAGCUACUGAAGGCAAUGGGGCCUUUUAUACGUCCAGCUGUCCUUGGUAGCCACCAACUUGGCCACCACUCUAUGGGUCUCCUCCAUGGAGGAGGGUGGCUACUAGCCAGGAUAGCUAUUAGGGAUGGGUGAAAUAUCGAUAGAUUGUCCAAAACUGAAGUCCAUGUCGUGCAAUCAGUCUCAUGAUCUUUGACUCGGCAAUAUAUCAAAAAUCAUGGUUUAUGUUAGGGCUGGGCGAUAUAUUGCCCCAAAUUGGGUUGAAGUCCAUAUUGUGAUAUUGGUUUCAUAAUUGUCGACCUGGAGAAUCAAGAUUUGUGUAUGUGCAAAAAUUACAAUGCGGGGGAAACUGUGAAGCCAGCCCAUGCCUCUACCUGCCUCCAUCCUUAUGUCAGACAUUGCGAUGUAUCAGUACAUUGCAAUGUUUAUCUGGUGACUGUGGAGGUAACGCUCCGCUUUGUGAAGGCAAACCUCGCACCAGACAUGCAAUAGUAUGUCAAGGAGCAUUACACCUGCUUUUCCUGACCUUCUUGGCUAGAAAACAAUUUGUUUGUUAGACAUAAUGCUUGGGGGAACAUCUGAGGGAAACACCUGCUGAGACGUGUAUUUGCUAAUGCUGGAAAUGUGAUUAGAUGGAAAUACGUUAAGUUCAGGGUGGUUUCACUACUGUUUCCAAUUGUUGACUUCUGCUAAUAAAAGGAGCCUUGGCAGAGCUAGUCGGCAGCUUGCUUGGAGCAUGCUUGCUAGCGUGCUUCUGCACAGCUCACCUGCAUUCAAUUCAACCUCCCAUCGUCUCCAUUAUUCCUACAGGUGAUACAUCACAAUGUUGAAAGCCAGGUAUUGCCCUGCCCUAAUGGGCACCUGUUUUGCCCGCAAGGCCAGAGGUAGCAAUGCUUCUGAACCCCAGUUGCUGGAAACCCUAGGAGGGGAGAUGGCUGGCUUUGGGUGCAAAUCCUACUUGUGGGUUUCCCAUAACGGGCAUCUGGUCGGCCACUAUGAGAACAGGAUGCUGGACUAGGUGGGCCAUUGGCCUGAUCCAGCAGCCUCUUCUGAUGUUCCUACGUUGUGACCCAUUCCAUCCGUACAUUUUGCAACGCUUCCCUUGACCAGAUUUCAAUGACGACGGCUUUGUUGAUGAGGAAGACCUCCAGAAUGUCAUCCGCAGAUCGAUCAACAGGAACAACCUCAGCGAGGAAGAGAUUGCCUCUCUGGCCAACCACGUGCGUCUCGCCCCACUUCCCAGCAUGCCCUUCCUUUUACGAGAUCUCCAGAGACCUUGAGACAAGACGUUGGCCAUGGUGGGAUGUCCCGCAAUGGCCAAAGCAGGCCAAGGGGUGGUGGAGGACACCAAUCCCUAGCGCAGUACUAGAGCAGAGCAAGCUUGUUUCAACCUUCCUCAACCUGGUACCCUCCAGAUGUUUGGCACCACAACUCCCAUCAGCCUGAGUCAGCUGGGCUCCCUGUCUUCUCCCCCACCAGCGCCAGCCACCAUUGCACCCAACACCAUGGCCCCAGGGGCUGUUGGGAAUUGUAGUCCAUUUUGGACCAAGAAGAUGCAGGUGGUCCUUGAGUUGCUGAUUAAGAAGAUGGAGGCGCAGAACAAGAUGAAGGAGGCCAACUGGGAGAACUUUAGGCGUGGUCCUCGGCGCAUGAUUUCCAUGUGCUUUGAGAGCAGUGUUGGGAGGGAUGUUCCAACCUCAAGACUGGGAGGCUAUAUACCAUAUUUUUUGCUCUAUAGGACGCACCUUUUUGCCCUCCAAAAAUGAAGGGGAAAUGUGUGUGCGUCCUAUGGAGCGAAUGCAGGCUCCUUGCCUUCAGCGAUAGCAAUGCGAAGCCUCCGAAGCGCAGAGGGAGAGCUCCCCCGCGCUCUUUGCCUUCGCGUUGCUUUCGCUGAAGCUGCCUGAAGCCCCCGGAGCGCAGGGAACUCCCGCUGUGCUCUGGGGGCUUCAGGCAGCUAUCUGCAAGCCUUCGGAGCGCAGCAGGAGUUCCCACUGUGCUCCGAAGGCUUGCGGAUAGCUGCCUGAAGAGCGAGAGGGGUCGUGCACACCGAUCCCUCUUGCUCUCCAGGCUUCACUUCGCUGGAGAGGCGCUGCACAGUUUUCCCUCUCUGUGCAGCGCCCCUUCAGCAAAGCGGGAGGAGAAAUGGAAGGGGCUCCGUUUCUCCUGCCGUUUCGCUGAAGGGGCGCUGAGCAGAGAGGGGGAGAAUUUUUUUCCCCUGUUCUCCCCCUCCUAUGGUCCGGUGCGUCCUAAAGAGCGAAAAAUACGGUAUAUUCUCCUAUGAACUCACCCAGGCUCUGAGAUCUUACAUUUUUUUAAAAAAAUUGGAGGGCACCAAGUUGGGGACAGCUGACUUGCUCCAUCCUUUGGCUAGCAAACAAGAGAUGCUGAUCUCAUGUUCAGAGCCAGAUGGUUUGGGGUGUAGGUCUCUCACACAGGGCAUUCCUGUUGGUCGGGACACCUGUGUGAGGAAGGGGUGAGUGGUCUUCAAGGCAGACAUUUCUGUUCCAAGCAGGUUCUGGAGGAGGCCGACUUGGAUAACGACAAGAUGCUCUCCCUGGUGGAGUUUGAACACGCCAUGACCAAGUCUCCAGACUUCCUACAGUAAGAGCCCUCUCAAAAACUCACCUGAGCUAUCCAACCCUCGUCGCCACGGGCCCAGCUACAAAAUCCCCCUCCUGUACCUUAGUCCCCACCCCAAACUUUAAAAAACUGAGUAGGGCAAGCUUUCCAUGACAGUCACCCUUUCAGCUUGAUGAUGGCGGUGACAAUUUCCAGGGGACGGAGCUAUUACUCUCAUCCCCACUAUUCCUUGCCUAUUAUAAGGAUAUAAUAGAUUUAUUGCACACCCUUCCCUCGCAGCUCUUUUAGGCUCUACUUCUGAGGAAGGGGCGGCAAGAUGGCGGCACACGAUAUCCAGACGUCACACAAGCCAAGACGCAUAAAAGCAACUCUUCCAGAGGGACGCUUCCAUCACAGAUAUUUUUGUAGGGAAGGAACCCAGGCAGCAGAUCCGUCUGUAUAUUUUGCAAGAGAAUAAAAUUUGACUGUUGAGGAAAGGCAAA
This is a messenger RNA of Podarcis lilfordi (Lilford's wall lizard), 37658 nucleotides long. The record is from the annotation of a GenBank genome assembly. Lineage: Eukaryota; Metazoa; Chordata; Lepidosauria; Squamata; Lacertidae.